Messenger RNA from Plectropomus leopardus (leopard coralgrouper), 641 nucleotides. The record is from RefSeq and is a predicted model, not a curated record. NCBI's taxonomy places the organism in Eukaryota, Metazoa, Chordata, Actinopteri, Perciformes, Serranidae.
UAGACAAAGAUGGCAUCAAGCAGUACAAGCAGCGAGGAGGAGCGCAGCCUCCGAGAGUGUGAGCUGUAUGUUCAGAAACACAACAUCCAGCAGCUGCUUAAGAACUGCAUCAUCCAGCUGUGCACAGCCCAGCCCGACCGGCCCAUGGCCUUUCUCAGAGACUACUUCCAAAGACUGGAGAAGCAGGAGGAGGUGCAGCAGAUGGCUGUGCAGCAGAAGUCGAGCUUGCGGUCAGACUCCCGUGAGGAUGAAGUUUCUCCACCCAUUAACCCUGUGGUGAGGGGUCGGAGCCGGAGAGGAGCCAUCAGUGCUGAGGUGUACACUGAGGAAGAUGCUACCUCCUAUGUCAGGAAGGUCUGUGCUGGUACCUUGUUCUCGUGUUUUCACUCACACACCUACAUUCUGGCCUGAAAGCUGCACAAAUCAGUAUUUUUAUGCUAUCAGCUGCAGGACUUAAAGUUCUCCCACACUGUGCUGGAAUUCCUUCACAGGGCUGUUUUUAAAUUCAAAAAUAGAUUAUUGUACAUCUGUUGAAAAUAUUCUUGCAUAUUUUGUGUAAACAUAGCAAUGUUAUGAUAAUAAUAAUAAUAAAAAUUCUCUAAACCAGAGUUACAAAGUGCCUUACAAUACAAUAUCAGACA